CCUAGUCCUGACCCUCUCCUGCUUUCAUAGUACCACACUACCACAGUACCCUUCCCCUCCGUUUCUCAUUUGCUUGCUCUGUGCUGAACAUAUACCGAAAAUGAAAAUGAAAAUCCGCUUGACCCCUGUUUUUGAACCCCUCUUUUGAUCUCGCCCAUGUUAAUGGUUUCUCUAAUCCCCCACUUCUCCCCGGAUUCUCAUCCAGCAAGAAAAUAUCCAUUGUAAUACAAGUGAAAGUAUAGCAAAAGAGCAACCAAUAAUCUCACCAAAACCAAACAAACCGCAACAGCAAAAUCCAAAAUCAUAAUACCAAUCCAAUCUUCUAUGUACCCCCGUCCGAAAAUCGAACUGAAAAAUCGCUCUGAAAUUCGAAAAUCGAAAACUGAAAACUCGAAAUGAUUUAAAUGAAACUAAAAUAUUGCUGCCCACCAAACCGACCGACAACCAGGAUUCAAACCGCCGCCGACAUGCGCUAUCUCCACGAUCUGAACGUCCAGAUAUCGCAGAACCGCCGCUCCCACUCCGUCUCCAAGCAGAUGGACAGGGAUCUGUGCAACCAGCACUUCGACACCUUCGAAACCUUCUGGGGAAGACCAGGACACGGAGCGCGGGGCGACAAGAUCAACAAGCUGAAACUGGACAACCUGCUCUACGGCGCCAGCGAGUCGGCCUAAGUUAGGGAUGCCUGGCUGGUCAAGGAUGCCCGAGGAUAUGCCACCCUCACCAGUGCACUGGCUCGUAGUUUGUGUGCUCCACGACAUCUGCUCAGAAAUCAAUCGACGCCAAGGUCCGAAAAGAAAUGAGAAAAUAUUACAAGUGUUGAUACGGAUAUUUCUGCAAUUAAAACAUUUUACAUGUAUUUCCAGAAAUAUUAAUAUCAACUUGAUAUUACUUUCACUGUCUCUGCGUAAAUUUUGCCAACUUGCUUCUAGUAAGUUGACCAAAGUUUUAAAUAGGUCACGGGUACCAAAAUCAUGGAAGAAUAAAUUAAUACCAGUUAAAGUUAAUCACUUUGCUAGCAAAAUUUAGUUAGUUUUAUAAAUACCAAACAUUAAGUAAGUGAGAACGAUCUUGUAUGAACCCCUUAAAUUUUUUAUU
Molecule: messenger RNA, 1098 nt
Organism: Drosophila biarmipes
Lineage: Eukaryota; Metazoa; Arthropoda; Insecta; Diptera; Drosophilidae
Exons: 1
Coding region: 405-674 (89 amino acids)
Source: RefSeq, a predicted model, not a curated record